Messenger RNA from Octopus sinensis (East Asian common octopus), 1637 nucleotides. RefSeq lists its product as uncharacterized. The transcript has 6 exons. Lineage: Eukaryota; Metazoa; Mollusca; Cephalopoda; Octopoda; Octopodidae. The record is from RefSeq and is a predicted model, not a curated record. The coding region runs from base 157 to 681 and encodes 174 amino acids.
CAAUUUGGUUGGUUGAUUUCCAUCCACGUGUUGGAUGCUGGUAUUGGACUGGAAUCUCAAUUAUAGAAAAGUUUUCUAAAGGAAAGUGUCAUUGAUCAAGUGUUUUUUUUAUACUUCUAUUCAUAUUCACAGACAAGUCUCACAUAACCAUUGAAAAUGAUUGUUGGGUACCAGUACACAGCGAUGACCAUAACGGGAGCGUUUCAUUUGGGUAUUGGAGUUCUAUGCUUCAUUAUUUCAAUGGUGGGAUAUUCCACAAAAUUAUUUCGGUACGGUGAUAAUCGGAAUUUGUCUGUUGUAACCUCUACACCAGCAUUUAUUAUAAGUCUAUGGGUUAUCUUGGUUGGAAUAUUUGGAAUUCUUGCUGGUCUCAGGUCAAAUACGGAAUUACAAACCAGGAGAAUGAAAAUUACUUACAUGGUCCUUGCCAUUUUGUCAGCAUGUCUCUUUGCACUUGGUGGAAUUAGUGCCUUUUCUGUCCAUGCAACUUGGGUUAAAAUAUAUGGUUACGAUAGUCUGUAUCCAUUAUUUUGUGUUGGAGCAUUUGCUAUGUUUGUGGAAUUUGUUUUGGCUAUUGUCUCUUCAUCCAUUUGCUGCUGCUGUUCACAAGCAAGGAGUAGUGUUGUUGUUGUGCAACACAACCAGGCCACAGAGUUUGUGAACCCGUCAAUCAACUCAUAGAGUGCUUUUGCAAUUCUCUUAUUUUCCAACAGUUACAAAUAUAUAUAUACAUAAUAUGUCUCCACAAGAAUACAUUUUUAAAAUAAAUUCAUCAUAUAUUGUGAAAUUGAGAAAUCUUUAAAAUGAAUUAUAUACAUCAAAUUUGUAUUUUAAAUUGUAUUCUAGCUAAAACAUUUUAUUCAAUAAAAGUUACUAAAAUAUUCUGAAUCCCCCUACCCAUUUCUUGUUUUGCUAGUUUAUAUAUACAGCUUACAUAUGAGAGAAGGGUGCACUAUAUAGUUUAUAUAUGUAGUUGUGUUUAUAUUUACACAUGAACAACCAUUGUAUCCUAUUGUUACUCUAAACAAACCUUGGCAACAUGUACUAUUGUCACUGAAACUGACCCUAUUAACAUAUCAGCUGAGCUAUGUUAUAUCAAAGUAUCAUCACUAACUGCCUUUUAAUACUAACUAUACUUUACUGUUAAAUUACCUGUCAGUGUGUUUAACACUGAAAUUUAUUAUUACACUACAUAUUUUCAUCAACUUUCUAUUUUUCUCAAAUAAAACAUGUUAUUCAUUACUUUUUUGUUCUCCCUUCUUAAUCUUCAGAUAUACUCCUUUUAAAUGUUUGUACCAACUAUCCCUUACUUCAAUGUCUAGAUGUACUUAUUUUACUAGUAAUUGAUCUGUACCAAAAUAAGUACAAUUUCUAGUGUAUAUGCACUAAUUCAUGUUCAGUUCUUUUUUGUAUUCUAUCAAGAAUAUAAUUCUUACUUUUUGGGCAUGUUUAGUUUAUAAUAUUUUUGCUAAAAGUUCUUGAUUAUUUUAUUCUUUUAUUUUGUUUGUGAUUUGUUCCAAGUAUCCACUACUGCACAUUACUAUUAUAUUAGUAUUUUGAUGAUAAAUAUUUUUGCAGCUCACGGGGUCACAUUAUCAAUUGUAUUUUGUUGCCUAUAAAUAAAGUUUUAAAAUCAU